CCAAAGCGGCAGAAGAAGAGAUGGAAGACAUGGCCCUCUACGACGGCGACCAGCAGCGUUACCUGCAGCUCCUGGCAAACGGGGGAGAAGAAGAAGUCGGCAUCGAUGCCAGCGAUGUUGACAGCAGUGACGUCGCCAGCAGCGAUGACAUCAGCGACGACGACAGCGAUGACGAUGCGAGAGAUAAACUGAGCUCUAGCGUGUCGCGGUCCGUUGGGCGAGGCAAGCGUGGUAGGGACGCGAUUGGAGCGUCUGCGGUGGUGUCGGAUCCGAACCCUCUCAUGGCGGAGAUUGGGUCGAAGUCGGAGCGCAGGCAGGCUGCCGCUCAGCGGUGGUUUAGCGACCCCCUGUUUGCCGGAAUGGACGAGACCCUCAAGGGUGGUGUGGAAGAGGAGCAAGAGGCCGAUGAUGAGCUUGCCGGCGUUGUGCCACCUUCGAAGAGAAAACGAGCCAGUGAGGGACACGACAGUGCCAAGCCAAGAGGGGCAGCAGGCGAAGAGCUUGGUGCUGCGGAGGCCCUGAUUGCGGCAAUGCCGAAGACGGAGAAAGAGAAGCGCAAGGAGAAGCGGAAGAAGGCAAGACGUUGCUACGAUUUCGUCGCGGCCGAGCGCAAGGAGCGAAAGGAGAGCAAGAACAACAAACGGAUGGGCGAGGACGGCAUCGCGGACGACGAUCUACAAGUCGUAUCCGGAGAGCGCGACCUCGAGAACCUGGACCCCAAAGAACGGGUUAAGCUCGAAAAGAAGCGAGGCCUUAUUCGAGCCGGAAUGGGUGCGGCUGCGGAUGAUGCGGAAGACGCCGGGUUCGAGGUCGCGAAGGCAAGCGGCGCGGCCAUGGCGAUGCUGGGUAAGCGGUACAAGCCCAAGUUUGCGGUGGAUGGGCUUGAUGUGGAGGACGACAGGGAGUACGGCUCCGACCAGGAACCGUAUGACGAUGAGGAUCGUGCACGGCAGCUUGCCCUCGGCACGAUGAUGCUCCGAAAGCACCGUGCGAAAGAAAUGGUUGACGCGGCGUACAACCGUUUCAGCUGGAACGACGAUGCUGACCUUCCUGAUUGGUUCGUCGACGAUGAGAAACGGCAUUACCGACCACAGGUGCCGCUGCCACCUGCACUCGUUGAGCAAAUGAAGAACAAGUUCAUGUCUCUGGCCACGAAGCCGAUCAAGAAGGUGGCGGAAGCGAGAGCGAGGAAGCGCAAGAGGGCCGCCCAGCGGCUCGUCAACGCCAAGAAGAAGGCUACCGCCUUGGCCGCAAACCCAGACAUGUCGGAGCGCGAAAAGCUGAAGGCCGUUCAGCAGGCGAUGAAAAAGGGCGCCAAACAGGACAUCCCUUCCAAGGUCUAUGUCGUGGCGGGCAAGGGGCCCUCCGGCACCAAGAAGAAGGGGGCCAAGAUCAAGAUGGUAGACGCGAGGAUGAAGAGCGACACGAGGGGGGCGAAACGCGCGAUAGUGAAGCAGGCCAUUGGAAAACCGCCCAAGAAGAAGAGGGGAAAGGGGCGACAGGGCAGGCACUGAUUAUAUUUCGAUGUUCCGUGAUACUGGCGGCGUUCCAAGUUGAUGAUUGGCGUCUGCUUCUGCGACAUUUUUUUUUUAUGUACAUGACGUCUGAAACUUGGAAACUGAUGGUGCCGAGAUAUAUGCGUAUUACCCGCCUAGGUGGCAUUGCAUGUUUGGUCGACGCGCGUUGGCUUGCGGGGGGGGGGGGGGGGGGUACUUCUUUUUAGACGUCGAACAUAACGUCAGAAACCACGUUCCGGAGAAUACGCGUCAAGUUUUGUGCACCAAUGUAGUUCCUUUUAAGUUUUAAUUGCCGAUGUCACAACUGGUUGUUUUGUUGAAAGUUUUUUCGGUUGUGUUGUGGUAAUGAGAAAUUUAAUCCGUGUGUUUGUGAUUCGAAUGCCACAUCAGUCUUGCACGCGUGCAAGAUCCAGGGCACGUCUACGAAGGUUACCACUUUCGAUAUUCGUGAGUCCUGUCCCGGGACACCUUAUGUUGUCAAUGAGGGAAUCUGUUAGAAAUGUCUUUGCGUGAAAAUAUCCGCAUCAGCAUGAAGACUCGGGUUGCUGUUGAUCACAAUUAGUAAUGGAGCCAGACUCGGGGUAUUGAAUCAUUGGAUCUGGUCGGUUAGGAAUUUUGCAAAUUGGAAAUUCGAAGCCCCGCCUUACAAAAGGUUCAUUUUAAUCUUCAUUUUCUCAUCC
Messenger RNA from Ectocarpus sp. CCAP 1310/34, 2197 nucleotides. The record is from the annotation of a GenBank genome assembly. Lineage: Eukaryota; Phaeophyceae; Ectocarpales; Ectocarpaceae.